Galdieria sulphuraria is the source of this 527-nucleotide messenger RNA. Its product is annotated as archaeal ATPase. NCBI's taxonomy places the organism in Eukaryota, Rhodophyta, Bangiophyceae, Galdieriales, Galdieriaceae. The coding region runs from base 165 to 494 and encodes 109 amino acids. The transcript is spliced from 2 exons. The record is from RefSeq and is a predicted model, not a curated record.
UAGGUUUGAAGUGGCUAAAGUGUCAUAAACCAACUUAACGAUAUCCAAAGUAACUGUAUAGCCGCCCUGGAAACUCUUGAAAAACAUUAUCAAUUUGUCCAAUUUACAAUUUGUGUUUAGGUCAUUCGUUGUUGAAAGUUUCGAGUUGUAUCAGUCUUUGGAUAAUGCAACCAAUAUACCGCUUAAAAGAACCACAAAUUGAUAGGGAAGAGGACGUCAGGACAAUUAUACAGACGUUUCUUUUUCAGUUCUCGGAGAAGGCGUACGGUGGGCCUUCGUUCAAUCGCCCGGCUUGCUGUUUUGCGCCGCAUAUUUAUGGAGCCGGCAAAACAUUUGUAGGCCAAAACUUUUUGGUCUAUUUGAAUAUUUUUGCAGAGCGUGAGUGUUCCAAUGCACAGACUUUUCAACAAUUACACAGUUCAAACGAUAACCCCCAACCGAGUGCUUUGAAGGUGCCUUGGAAACACUUUGCGGAACAAACUUUGUUUCUAUAGGCUUUGUUAUAUAAUAUAAUUUUGAACGCUUAU